Aphanomyces astaci is the source of this 6162-nucleotide messenger RNA. RefSeq lists its product as hypothetical. Gene Ontology annotation, biological process: cell communication; metal ion transport. The coding region runs from base 1 to 6162 and encodes 2053 amino acids. The transcript is spliced from 6 exons. The record is from RefSeq and is a predicted model, not a curated record. Gene Ontology annotation, cellular component: membrane. Lineage: Eukaryota; Oomycota; Saprolegniomycetes; Saprolegniales; Verrucalvaceae.
AUGGUAUCCACUCGUCCGUACACUGUUCUCUCGCUCUCUGCGAACGCAACCGUCGACUACACUGCGUUAUCGAACGUUGCUAUUGUUUUCAAUCCAGGCGACAGUAUCAAGACCGUCACUAUCCCAGUCCUUACAUCUGGUGUACAUGCCUAUACGACCUACUUUGAAGUGUACUUGAGCUCGUCUACUGUGGGAACAUCCAUCGACGUGGCGCGUGCGAGCUCGUUUGUCGCCGUCCUUGGUUCCGUGGGCUCAUUUUCGUUUGCGAGCAACAAUUUUACGUUUUUGGAGACCGACGGGACUGUGCAUAUCCCUGUCAUGCGGACUGGUGGCGCUUGCGGGGCGGUGACGCUUGAAUACGAGCUGGAAAAUCAAGCUCUCACCACGGCAAUCGUGGGAACAAACUUUGUCCUGGAUAGCCCCGUCGUCACGUUUGCAGAUGGCCAAACCAUGGCGAAUUUGACAGUCGACAUCAUCCACACGGCAACGUACGAGUACUACAGUCUCUUCUUUGUGCUGGAAUUAGUGGCGCCAACAGAUCGAGGGCAGCUUGGUAGCGCCCCGUUGACACGCGUCAUCAUAUCCGACGCAGGGGACGCCGGCAUUUUCGAGUUUGCAGCGUCGACGACAAUAUGCCGCGAAGACAACGGCACUGCCAUCGUGUGGAUCAAUCGCACCGUGGGGAUGUCGACAUCGGCGGUGGCACCGGUGUUGCUCACUGUGGAAACGGUCGCGGGUGGAAACGCCACGGAAGGGAGCAGUCGGGCAUUCGAUUACCAGCACGCAAGCCAAGUCAUGAGCUGGGCAGACGGAGAAACCGUAAAGAGCUUCAGCAUCUCCGUUUUCAACAACGCCGUGUAUGACCCGAGACUCAAGAGCAUUUGGAUCCGUCUCACGGCAGUGUCGGGUGGCGCGACCAUCGCCGCUGGCCACGACACGACCGUCGUCUAUAUCGUUGACGACCGCGAUGCCGGCACAUUCAGUUUUGACACGUCCAAUUACACUGUGUCCGAAGGCGCAGCGUCCGUGAACCUACUCUUGAAACGUUCGGGCGAGCUGGAUCCAUUGGGCAUCAACAAUUACACCAGCGGUACCGUUACUGUGGACGUGCUGACGUACAGUGGAGUGGUCAGGCCUGGUCUAUCACUCGCCGACGACGGGUUUGAUUACGGCGUCGUGUCAGACCUUCGAUGCACCCACGUGAGUCCGUGCACAGCCGUGGCAGGCCAGCACUACACGGCGUUGCCAGUGACUACGUUGACAUUUGCCAGCGGCGAAAGUCAAAAGACAAUCUCCAUUUCGAUCCAAAACAAUGACCUGUAUGAAGCUCCCAAUCGCGUGUUCAAGGUUCUCUUGCGCAACGUCCAAGGCGGCGCCCACAUUGGCUUGGAUUACGAACACCCUAUCGAGUGGAGUCCCAGCUGGAUGACGUUGGACGCGUCACGUGCGCUCGUACCCAACUACAUCAGCGCCGUAGUGACCAUUCAAGACGACGGCGACCCUGCUGUGCUGAUCAGCAAAGCCAGCCUCUCGACCUCCGAGCUUGGACAAUCUGACACGUAUUCAAUCGUGCUGAAUGCGGCCCCCACUUCUCCAGUCGGUGUCGAACUAACAGUGGACAACCCUCAAGUGGCGUUGUCCGUGGCCCAAGUCGUGUUCACGACGGCCAACUGGAAUGUCCCACAAACCGUGGGUGUUACGGCUGUCGACGAUGCUGUGGCCCAAGGAGUCCACGUCGUGCAUGUCACCCAUGUCACGACAAGCACCGACGCCAGGUACAACGGCGGGGCACGGCAAACGGUGGGAAGCUCGGGGGUCGUCUACGGCAGCCAAGUGUACACGGAGCGUCGAGGCGACUACGAUCAAGGCAACGACCACCAUGCGUUUCCAUGGGAUGCGUCGACGUUUGGCGUGCAAACCGCGCCUUCGUCGCCCAUUUUGAACGCGUUCGUGUUGGACAAUGAUUAUGCGUCCAUUGUGGUCGUGCCAGAGCAGAUUCGACAUACUGUGAAUACACCGUCGAACUUUGUAUGUGCCAGGCAAAACGGGCACGUGGCAUCGGUGACUGUAGCCUUGUCGAGCAAGCCGACAGCGGCUGUGACGUUGACACUCGUGCCUGCCAGCACUGACGUUGUGGUAGCUCCAUGGAACGUGACACUCACUCCAUCGACUUGGCGCAGUGGAGGCAUCGUGACAGUCGCGUAUUCUGGGUCGACGUCAAGUACAACGCGUGUGGACAUUUCGAGUGCCAGCACCGACGCGUUCUACUCUGCGAAAUCCUCGGCGUUUUACGUUGAAGGGUUUCCUGCCUCUGGCAUCGCCUUGGACAAAACCACGGCAAUAUAUUAUGAAAACGGUUCCGACGACAGUGUCGUGGAUUACACCGUGAGGGUCGUGAGUGAGCCGAUGCAUUGGGAAAUUGGGUCACGUUCAAACAACUCCUCCUCCACUGCCGUCCCGUAUACGACCGUCGUGCUGCCUCUGGACGACGUCAGCGCCUCAAAAGCAUCUUCAUCGCCGUCGAUUUCGCUGGAGAAUGGUUCCAUCCUGCUCGUCGCGACCAACAGCUCCGAUAGCACCAACUCAUCGAGCAUUCAAAAAGUGUCGCUCUUGCGCUUCUCUCGCGGGUCGGGCGUUGUGGCACGCACUGGAAGCCCUCGCGUCGGCUUGGCACUGUUGCGCCUCUAUCGAUUGAUGGGAGGGGACAAUCGCGGCCUUGGUGGCGUCCAAGUCGGGGUCUUCAAUCCCCCCGCACCACCAUCGUGGAAUGAAUCGUCAUGUGAUGGUGCGUGUGUGACAUCGUUAUUGCCAGCUGCCACCUCAUUUGGUUUUGUGCAUCCGACGUCGCUCUGUGGCUCCACCGACGUCCUUCCCCAAGGCUCGUUCAACGCAACAUUGAAUGCGUACGCGUCAUCUCCUGGGUGGAUCGAUAUUGACGUGACCGCUGCUUGGAACACCAACGCGACGGACCUCACAGACAUUACCUUUGCCCUGGUCGCCUUGCAAAAGACGUCGUUUGUGUACGAGAACGUCGACGAAAUCCAGUUUGCGUCCCUGGACCACCCCAUGGAGGCCCUGCGCCCCCAUGUCCAGCUCACAGCGUCAGGGCUGGUCAACGUGGCCCGACAAGAAAUCGCGUCCCAAAGCUCCUCUGACAACGUGAAUGCAUCGCAACCGCUUGCUGGAGGCCCCACUGCACUGACUCGGGAUGCAUGGUGGGACGUUACGUGGAGUGCACCUCGAUUUAUCGAAUCCAUUGUCGUCAACAUGGUCGUUCCGAUGCCGCAGUCGUCGUCGUCCAUUCUCCUGACCUUGAUGAAAGAUGCCAACACGGUGACAAGCACGACGCUACCGGUUGUCACGACCGACUCGUUCAGUUCCGUCCAACUUGCAUGGCAUGUCCAUGGUCAAACCGGCGCCGUGGAUCCCCUGUCCAUGUAUUAUCGCCCAAACCUGACCGCGCUGGUGGAAGCCACUUCUUUCCGCAUCGACACUCAAAACGCAGCGUUUACACUACUGUCCGUUCAAGUCUUCCAAGUGCCCAUGGCGGCAUCCCGCGUUGCUAUCGGCAGCUACCUUCCUUCCCCCAGCAGCCUUCUUGCAGACGUCAACGAACUUCGCCUUGACACCGACGACCCCAUCGUAGCAGACCACCGCCCCACCAGCGCCACCAACAUCUGCCGCAACGAACUUCUCUUCACGGCAGGGCAAUGGCAAGAUGCGCAAACCGUCCAUGUGUCCGUGAUAAACAACGACGUCGCGACAGGUCCUCGCAUUGCAGGGAUUUCCCACACUUCGUUUAGCAGUGACCCCGACUACGACAGCCCCCAAGUGGGCCUCUGCGCCACGAGUGGAUGCACAUCUCCCUUGCAAACGACGAUGGCGCUGACCGUGCUCGACGACGACGAGGCGGGGGUCGUGAUGUCUACGACGACCGUCAACUUGGCCGAAGGCGCGUCGGUAUACCCUGGAGGCCCCAUUCCAACCACCGUCGGGCGAUGGCAACCGUCCAAUCCAAUAUGGUGCAGUUGGAACGCUCAAACUCAGGAGAACACGACGUGUGUGGGCGUGUUUCAAGGCACCCCGUACAUGACCUGCUUGGUCCCAUCGGCUCCGCUCUUUGCGAAUGGGUCGGCGUGGCUACUCGUGCCAGUGACGCCCCCACAGCCCACAUUUCGCCUUCGCGAAGUGCACGUUGAGCUACCAGUGGCGUCGGUGCGAGCCGUGAAAACGAUAAGUCUCUGGACAAGUGACCAGUCGUUGACUCGAAAUGCUUCGACGUGGACGUUCGUAGGCCGCCAAACCACCCAAUUUGGGGCUUCGGCGGUUGGGUUUAUGGACUUGAACGAGGCAAUGAUCUUGUCAUACCUUGCCGUGCACAUCGAAGCGUCUUACGAUGUCACGACCCAUUGUGUGGACGUGUCGUCCAUUGAAUUAUGGGGCGACGUAGUGCGUGAAGGCGGAUCUGUUGACAUCACCCGAUUAUCCAAGACUCAUGCGAGUGGUGCACUUGCUUCCGUCUCCGUUCGACUGCUGAGUGAGCCGUUGGCCGAAGUUGUGUUCUCACCGGUUUUGAUGUCGACCUAUCUCGUUGGCUUUGACGGUCGAAAUGGGUCCCAGAACGCUGCCUCCCUUCAUCAAGUCACUGGUGGCGUCUACGGCUACGCUUCGUACAGCGCCAUGCUUCCCACCGCGCUUCACUUCAAUGCGUCCAAUUGGAAUCAAGCGCAGUACCUUGUGCUCGCUGCCGUGGACGACAAUGUCGGCGUCGGCAACCGGACUGCCACCUGCACCUACACGACUUGGAGCGCGGACACGGCUGCCACGUUCCACGAGUCGGCAGUGUCUCCUUCAGUGGCCAUUCAAUCCACGACCACCCUACCACAAGCUUACCAGUACAACGUCACCACUUUCGUCGUGUCAGACACCCUCGCCCGUGACCCCACCUGGCCGUACCAUGUCACCCCUACCCAAACUCCUUCCACCGGCUCGAUCACAAUGACGGCGACGAUCACCGAAGACGACUCCCCAGGGUUUACUGUCUCCCCCGCGCCUCUAGAAGUGAUUGAAAAGAGCUCGCAGGACUUGAAUUUUUCUGUCGUGUUGGACUCACAGCCCACGGCGUCCGUGACCGUGCAGCUGUCGGUGGGGCUGCUGGUUCCUUCCGCCCAACCAGGCCUCGUGUCGAUGCAGCCGUCGUCUCUCACUUUUACUCCCGAGUUGUGGUUUGUACCUCAAUACGUGUUCGUGACAGUGCCGUACAAAGCCGGCUUCGAAGGCAACGAGUCGUCCACGGUACGCUACGCCCCCACCGUGCCAAAAAAACACUCGGAGCUCAUCGUGCAAUUCGCGGCGACGAGUGGCGACCCCGCGUACCACGGGCGGAACGUCGGCACCAACGAUGCGUCGUCCGUCGCGUUUCGCGCCCACGGAAUCCCGCUGAUCGUCGACGACAUUGACACUGGAUGUGCCCACGGAUACGAAUACACGUGUGCCAACGACCAGCCGUGCACCUCCCUAGACCCUCUCUACGGCAAUCGCUGCAACUGCUCUGGCAUUUACGGCAUGCGAGAUUGCACCGGAACGUGCUCGAGCGAUUCCGACUGCUCAUUCAGCCGCAUCGAGGUGAUCUUGUCGUGCCAAGCAGCGGCAUCGUCCAUGUCGACUGCCUCCUGCGUCUUGCCGUCGUCGUUUUCGCCGUUUGAGUUCGUGUCGGCGGUGCAUAUGGCCCUGAUGUCGCUGGAAUUCACCUCCGCCGACGGCACGGCCUACCCCAAGCAGCCCAACCGCGCUGCGUUAGACACGAGCCUCUACAUCGUUCGCGUCGAUCCAGUACCCGGCAUCCCGUCGAUGCGGGUCGUACUCGACGUGGCCGACACCGCGCCCGCCUUUCCCGCCGCCUCCAAACUACAAGCUCUGUUCAAGAAUGGCUUCAUGUCACAAGCCCCAAUCUUCGCCACGUCGUUGGUUCGCGUGUCCGUGAUGCCCCGCGCGGCCAGUGCGUCCAUUGUGCUGUGGGUGUUUGUGGGGCUGGUGUCUGUGGGUGCCGCCGUGGGCACCAUGUUGACCCUUCGCAAACGACAGGUCAACGUUCCGCUGCUAGUGGCGCCGCACGACAACGUGCAUGACCUCAUUCACGACACGCUGCCGCUGGUCCGAUGA